AUGCUCUAAUCCCAACUCCAAGUGUUUACUUCCGUGUCCGAUGACGUCUUUCUGGUGGAGGGCGCCAAUGAGCGUCGCGCUAAACUCCCUCUCUCAGUAGAAGAAAACGACAGAGAAGAAACAUGGAAACCUCAGACAAAUGACCACAACAAAGGUUUUAUUCGGGUUACAUUUAAUUAAUGGCUUAUUUACGAGCUCGUCCGUCGUGUGGUCAAUGCGAGCCUGUGUCUUUAAGAAAACAUUCAGCGCGAAUUGAGCAAUGGUGGAGAUGCAAAUGUGAGCAAAAAUGUCGAUAGUAGCGAAGCGAUGUGGAGUGAAAUUUACUCCGCCGUCGAUCAUCAUCAUCUACGAGAACAAAACCUCUGGCAAGAUGAGGAAGAGGGUCAUUCCUGUCAGGAACUUCUCUCAGUACUCCGAUUGCAGCCGCGCGGCAGAGCGUUUGAAGCAUCACGUGCGUCACAGCGUGUAUCUGGAGUGUGUGUCUUUGGCUCAGCUGGAGAGACUUCACCUCCUCCUGCGGGAUCAUCUGCAGGGCGCGAGUCUGGAGGAGAGUCUGGCCGCCCACCGUCACCAGGAGGAAGAGGAGGAUCUGAACAAGCUGAGCGAUGAAGAGCUGAGCCGCAGGAAGGCACAGAUGGACGAUCUGUUCCAGCGCAACCGCAGACGCAGAGGCGACCCGGACUUCGUGUACGACCUGGAGGUGGAGUUCGGAGAGGGCAGCGUGAAGGAGACCUGCAGCUGGGACGAGGAGCAGUCCGACCAGGAGUUUUAGGACCACUGCGGACACCUUUCACAAGCAAAACACUGGUGCACACAUUGGUUCCGUUUAGCUUUUGACGUGCUCCAAGAAACGUUUGAUUUAAUUUACGGUUCGUGUUUAGUUGCUACGUGUUAUGUGAAGCAUUUUGGGCAAUUCAACUUUCAGUUACAAUUAUAUUCCCGUUCUUCCCGUCCCUUUGUGCCCCCUGGUGGCAUAGUCGCAAACUGCGGUUAUACCAAAAAAACACAUUCAUACUCCUUUAGGCCAUGUCCACACUAAAUGAAAACGCAUAUUUUUGUCUCCGUUUUGCCCUUCCAUCCACACUGAGACGCGUUUUUAGGAAACAAAAACGUAUCUUUUUGAAAACGCUCUCCAAAGUGGAUAAAUUUGAAAACGCCGUUUUCGUGUCGUAGUGUAGACUGUGAAAACGGAGUCUUUCGAAAACGAUGACGCGUUUUUUGUCAUGUGACACUCAGUCAUGUUACUAAUUCGUUUACUUUAUUUUCGUUGUGAUUAUGAUUUUAGUGAUGUCGUCCUUACUGUGAGGGUAAGCAGCGUCAUCAGCAGGAUACUGUUCUUUAAAGCGGUCCAGUAUAUCGGCGUAUUUGUUUUGGCACGUC
Molecule: messenger RNA, 1380 nt
Organism: Danio rerio (zebrafish)
Lineage: Eukaryota; Metazoa; Chordata; Actinopteri; Cypriniformes; Danionidae
Gene: cep19
Product: centrosomal protein 19
Cellular component (GO): centriole; spindle pole
Source: RefSeq, marked validated